UGGGCUCGCGGAGCAUUUCUGGGUCCUGCUGGCAGAAGGGAAGGGCAGAGCCCAGAGGCCUCGCUCGCUCUGCAGGGAGAAGAAGGAAAGGAGGCAACAUGGGCGCCUUGGCACGGAGGGGCUUCUUCCUGGGAACUGUAAGCUGCACACUCUUCUUGGCAGUCAAUACCUUGUAUUCUUCCGGCGAUGAUGUUAUAGAACUGACACCAACAAAUUUCAACAGAGAGGUUAUUCAGAGUGACAGCUUAUGGCUAGUAGAAUUCUAUGCUCCAUGGUGUGGUCAUUGCCAAAGGCUGACACCUGAAUGGAAGAAAGCUGCCACAGCACUGAAAGGUGUUGUGAAAGUAGGAGCAGUCGAUGCAGAUAAACAUCAGUCCCUAGCUGGUCAGUAUGGUGUCAAGGGCUUUCCCACUAUCAAGAUAUUUGGUGCCAAUAAGAACAAAGCAGAAGAUUAUCAAGGGGCUAGGACAAGUGAUGCUAUUGUUGAUGCCGCUUUAAGUGCUCUCCGGUCACUGGUAAAAGAUCGCCUUGGUGGCAGAGGAGGUGGCUAUAGUUCUGGAAAACAGAGUAGCUAUGAAAGUGGAGGCUCACGGAAAAAGGAUGUGAUCGAACUAACAGAUGACACCUUUGAUAAGAAUGUCCUGAACAGCGAUGACAUCUGGAUGGUAGAGUUUUAUGCUCCUUGGUGUGGACAUUGCAAAAAUUUAGAACCAGAAUGGGCAGGAGCUGCAACAGAAGUGAAAGAGCAAACCAAGGGGAAAGUGAAGUUGGCAGCGGUAGAUGCCACAGUCAACCAGGUGUUAGCAAAUCGAUAUGGGAUCCAUGGGUUUCCUACAAUUAAGAUCUUCCAGAAGGGAGAAGACCCUGUGGAUUAUGAUGGUGGAAGGACAAAAAGAGAUAUUGUUGCUCGUGCCCUGGACCUCUUUUCAGAAAAUGCACCACCACCUGAACUUCUGGAGAUUAUUAACGAAGAUGUUUUGAAGCAAACCUGUGAAGCCCACCAGCUUUGUAUCAUUUCUGUCUUGCCCCAUAUUCUUGACACAGGAGCUGCAGGUAGAAAUUCCUACUUGGAAGUCAUGUUGAAAAUGGCAGACAAGUACAAAAAGAAGAUGUGGGGGUGGCUGUGGACAGAGGCUGGAGCACAGUCAGAUCUUGAAAAUUCCUUAGGGAUUGGAGGCUUUGGAUACCCAGCUAUGGCGGCAGUUAAUGCUCGAAAGAUGAAAUUUGCAUUGCUGAAAGGAUCUUUCAGUGAACAAGGGAUUAAUGAAUUUCUCAGGGAGCUCUCUUUUGGCCGAGGGUCCACAGCACCAGUAGGUGGAGGGGGCUUUGCUAAGAUUAAUUCAGUAGAGCCCUGGGAUGGCAAAGAUGGUGAGCUACCACCUGAAGAGGAUAUCGAUCUCAGUGACGUAGAUCUUGAUGACUGGGAUAAAGAGAAGGAUGAAUUGUGAGACCGUGAAGACAUUUUGUUUCUUGAGAGACUUUAGGUGGUGAUUUGACAGAACUUCAGUUUGCACACAGAAGUACCAGUGGUCUUUUUGCUGAGACAGAGCACCUGAGUCAGCGAUUGAGAAUGCUGUUAAUAGCGUACCUCUCAAGAAAAAAAAUCUCCAAAAUUCUAUGAAUUUUUUUUGUAUUGAGUAAAACUGAUUGUAUUCUGUGUGACAGAUACCUGGAAGAUGAUGACACUGACCUUUCAUUGAAAUAACUCCCAAUUUUGGCUUUUGUCCGGCUGGUAUGUGGUGAUUGAUGGUGACUUGAGACUUUUUAUUGUAACUAGUUUGAAAAUGUGGUCUUUCCCCCCUCCAAAGUGCUAGUUGCUCUAGCCUUCAUUUCAGUGAAAGAAUAAAACAAUAUUUUUGA
Messenger RNA from Sceloporus undulatus (fence lizard), 1860 nucleotides. RefSeq names its product protein disulfide isomerase family A member 6 (gene PDIA6). Gene Ontology annotation, molecular function: protein-disulfide reductase activity; protein disulfide isomerase activity. NCBI's taxonomy places the organism in Eukaryota, Metazoa, Chordata, Lepidosauria, Squamata, Phrynosomatidae. Bases 99 to 1448 code for a protein of 449 amino acids. Gene Ontology annotation, biological process: response to endoplasmic reticulum stress. The transcript is spliced from 13 exons. The record is from RefSeq and is a predicted model, not a curated record. Gene Ontology annotation, cellular component: endoplasmic reticulum lumen.